AUGUCUGGAUUGCAGAGACGCAGAGUGAAUAACCCAAACAGCGAGCAUGACAACCACCUUAAUCACAACGGAAAUUCGUCUACUUCGAAGCGCAGCUCAUCCUCGCUGCCGUCGUCCUCCUCACCUCGAUUAGCAGGUGCAGCUGGAGCUGUAAUCGCAAAUAGCGAGCGAGCACACAAGGGCAUUGCAUACGACCCCCGCGAUUUGCAAGUAGAGGCGGAGCAGAGCCAGCAUCCAAAGUUGACGCUAAUGGAAGAAGUCCUCCUCCUAGGUUUGAAGGAUAGGCAGGGUUACCUCAGCUUCUGGAAUGACAACAUAUCAUAUGCCCUCCGCGGCUGCAUUCUCAUUGAGCUCGCGCUGCGCAAGCGUAUCGCUAUGACACGCGAUCCCAACAGGCGAAGAUACGAUCUCGCAGAUAGGCUGGUGGAGGUGACGAGCGACAAGCUCACGGGCGAGGUUCUUCUCGACGAGACACUCAAGCUGAUCAAAACGAGCGAGAAGCUGAGCGUUGGAAGCUGGAUUGAUCUCCUCAGUGGCGAGACUUGGAACGUCAUGAAAAUAGGCUACCAGCUUAAGCAGGUGAGGGAGAGACUUGCAAAAGGUCUCGUAGACAAAGGAGUUCUACGCACAGAGAAGAAGAACUUUCUGCUGUUCGACAUGGCCACUCAUCCCAUCGUCGACACCGUCUCUAAACGCAAUGUCAUUGAGCGGGUGCUCGCGUUGGCCACCCCUAACACUGUAGCAUUGGAUAUGAACAGGUUGCACAAAAAUCCAAACAUCAAAGCGCGAGUGACGCGAUCUGUAGCUCUGCUACUGUCUGGAUACGCUGCUUCAGUCCUCGAGAACGGAUUCGCCAGUCUCAAUUAUGAUGCAAGAGAGGAAGCCUUUAUGAGGACGGACGAGCUACUGAACGAGUUCGGCGUUUGGCCCUGGGGCGUUGUCGGUAAGACGCAGGGCGCUGCUGCCGACGGUGCUACUGGUAUCGGUUCGGCUUCUUUGGAUACUUCUGAUCAACUCGAGUCACCUGCCUCGGCGGCUAUGUCGCAUGCCUCUGUCGCCCAGAUCGCCAAUCUUGUAAAGAACGCCAAGGACGAAAUUGGCGACGAUGAAUUGGAAUUUGAAGUCGUUGCUACUGUAUUCUCAGUUUUCGGUAAAAUGGACUCGUUACUCUAG
This is a messenger RNA of Wallemia ichthyophaga EXF-994, 1173 nucleotides long. Its product is annotated as Vacuolar protein sorting-associated protein 74. Gene Ontology annotation, cellular component: cytosol; trans-Golgi network; Golgi cisterna. The record is from RefSeq and is a predicted model, not a curated record. Gene Ontology annotation, biological process: Golgi to plasma membrane protein transport; Golgi organization; retrograde vesicle-mediated transport, Golgi to endoplasmic reticulum. The transcript has 3 exons. Lineage: Eukaryota; Fungi; Basidiomycota; Wallemiomycetes; Wallemiales; Wallemiaceae. Gene Ontology annotation, molecular function: phosphatidylinositol-4-phosphate binding. The coding region runs from base 1 to 1173 and encodes 390 amino acids.